Molecule: messenger RNA, 5313 nt
Organism: Topomyia yanbarensis
Lineage: Eukaryota; Metazoa; Arthropoda; Insecta; Diptera; Culicidae
Exons: 2
Coding region: 1-5313 (1770 amino acids)
Biological process (GO): DNA integration
Molecular function (GO): zinc ion binding; nucleic acid binding
Source: RefSeq, a predicted model, not a curated record
AUGGCUUCUAAGUUUCCGAGAGCCGACCACUUAACCAAUGAGGAAGUGGAUUACGAGCUCAUAAUCCGUGGUAAGGUUGAGGAAACAAAAAAUGAUUCGGAAGCCAAAUACCGACUGUUACGAAACCUUUUUUACGAAGAUGUGAGGGAAAAUCGGGAUUAUCCGUCGCGGUUUACUAUCGAACAAGAGUUCGAUCGCGUGUCAAGUAUAAUCGAUGUUUUGAGAGGGAAGUUGGAGAAAGGUCCAGAUGAAAGGUGCAUUUCCCGAUUAAAACAUUACGCGCUUAGGGUCGCCCGAAGCAUAGCUGAGGAUCCUGGAUCCGAAGCCAUGCGUAAAGAACUGAUAAGGGAAAUUCGAAGUGUGUUGAACAGAUUUAGUGGGAAGAAGGGUUCCGAAGAUUCUCACUCAGGAGAAGUUGUCGACAAUCAGCAAAAGUCAUUGGAGUCAGGGAAUGAUGAUAGGAAAGACGAGGAGCACAGAGACGACGGACAAGAACGCGAAGACAGGUCGUCUGAUGAGCAUUCGAAGCGAUCCCUUGGAGCUAUUCCCAAAACGGCAAAUGAGGAACAACUACGGAGGGAAAACCAACUUAACGACGAGAACAGAAUGCUGAGAAUGCAAGUGGCUGAGUUGAGGCGAGAAUUGGCAGAAUUUAGACUGGCAACCCAGAUACCGGAUCCGACGAGGUUCGUCAACCCUUCCAAUCGAGGGCUUCAAGUUCCUGAGCUGAUGAGUAGGGUGGAGUUCGACAGAGAAGCGCAACCGACACCGUACAACCGAGUCAACCGUCCAGAAACCGAACGCAGGCUGAGAGAAGAGGUACCACAACGACGAUAUAGCGGCAUUCCACAGACGAGACAGGAUGAGUCCGAUAGGGGACGAGCGAUUCGAAGGGAAUCAGUCGAACGACGGAUGGAGACAGCAAGCGACCGUUCCUACUACGAUACACGAGACGGUCAGGAGCAAGCGCGACGGUUGAGCAGAAUGUAUAAUAUGGAGACGAGAAUAGCUGAACGGGAGGAUCCAGCUGAUAGACGGUGGAGCGACAGACGGAGUUUUUCUCAGUGGGCUAGUCGAGGUAAUCCCACCGGUGGCCUGCAUCGAAGGCAGAGUGCAGUAAUCCUGCAGAGUAGCGAGGACGAAGAUGAGUAUGACGCUGAGCAGUUUCGUCCAAGACGUCGUGUGCAUCGACGAAUCGCGGAUCGUGAGAUUCAGGACGCAGACCGGCGUAUGGAGAAAUGGCAUCUAACUUUUAGUGGCAACCCCCGCCAUCGAUCGUUAGAAGAUUUUCUCCAUAAGAUUCGUAGGCUAGCGCGAAUGGACCGGAUCGCAGAUGACAUCCUGUUGCAGCGGGUGCAUACCAUAUUGCGAGGAGAUGCCUACGAUUGGUACUUGUGCUACGCUGACGAGUUCCUAGAUUGGCAGGACUUCGAGGAGAAAAUCCGCUACAUGUACGGCAACCCGAACAAGGACCAGGGAAAUCGUCAGAAAAUUUACGAGCGGAAACAACUUAGGAACGAGCCGUUCUUGACGUUUAAGACGGAGAUAGAGAGGUUGAACAAGCUUCUAUCAUCACCACUUGAUCAGGAAAGGGUGUUUGAAGUCAUUUGGGACAACAUGCGUCCACACUACCGUUCCAAACUGGCGUGCAGAACUGUACGAGAUUUGCGCAAGCUCGAAUACUAUGCGUACCGUAUCGAUGCGAACGAUCCGGCACUCAGACAGUGUCGAGAAGGACCGACACGUAACACGACGGGUCUACACAACAUCGAGGCUGAAGAGUCGACGGGAUCCUAUUCCGAAGCAGAAGAGGUGAACGCGUUAGGAAAGAGGUUCGAUGGUGAUCGGCGGGCAAAGGAGCAGUCCAAAUCAGUAACGCGUGCUCAACAACCCAGUACCACGCCGGCAGUCGAACAGACAAAUGGUCCCCUUUGCUGGAAUUGCCGCCAAACGGGACAUAUUUGGCGAAACUGUAGACACGAAAAGCAGUUGUUCUGCUACAUCUGCGGAACACCCGGUAAGACGACGGUGACCUGUCAGGAAUGCGGAGUAGGGAACAACAGCAUUCCGCCGACGAACGAUGUUCCCAGUCCUAGUCCGUUUGAGGACCCGUUUCUGAAGGUGUGUGAAGUAAGGGUCCACACCGAGAGCAGCCCUCACAUAACCGUGAAGAUUUUUGACACCGAAUACGACGCUUUACUCGACUCUGGCGCAAGUGUCAGUGUAACGAGUAUGACCGAUAUUGCCAAGAGGUAUGGUUUGACGAUGCAGCGUAGCCCACUGAAGAUUGUCACGGCCGAUAAAACUGUACAUGAAUGUCUCGGAUUCGUACAGCUACCGAUGAUAUUCAAGGGAAUGACCAGAGUGAUUCCGACGCUAGUGGUGCCGCAAAUUUGUAGAGACCUGAUCCUGGGAUACAACUUCUGGAAAUCGUUCGGAAUCGAGCCGAUGAUUGAGGGAGACCACGGAUUCGAACGAGUGGCCACUGUUGAGACCACUUCAACGGGAUAUGGAAAGGUGGAUACGAUCCAAUUCACCUUGCUGCCGAUCGAGACGCUACCCGCGUUGAAGAAUGUUGACCCUGAUGCGACGUUGGAUAUUCCGGCUCUAGAGCUACCGGAACCAUCAAAAACGACUCCGGAGACGGUAGAAACGGAACACGAUCUGACACCCGUUGAACGCAAGGAGCUGAUUGAAGCAAUCAAGCAAUUUCCAUGCACAACAGCAAAUAAGUUGGGUAGGACCUCGUUGUUGCAACACGAGAUUCGGUUGACCGAAGAAGCGAAACCGAGAAGACAACCAUGGUAUCGGUGUUCACCAGCAGUACAAGCGGAAAUGGAAGCUGAGAUUGAACGAUACAAGCAGAUGGAUGCUAUCGAAGAGUGUUCGAGCGAGUGGGCCAGCGCUUUAGUACCAGUUCGGAAAGCGAAUGGUAAACUACGAGUCUGUCUGGACUCUCGCAAGAUAAACGCCUGGACUAAGAAAGACUCGUACCCGAUGAGGAAUAUGGGAGAGAUCUUUCAUCGUUUAGGGAAGGCGAAGUAUUAUUCGGUAGUGGAUUUGAAGGAUGCCUAUUUCCAGAUUCCUCUAAAGGAAGAAUCAAGGGACUAUACGGCAUUCCGCACACCGCAAGGCUUGUUUCGGUUCAAAGUUUGUCCGUUUGGUUUAACAAACGCACCGUUCACGAUGUGCCGGCUUAUGGACCGGGUAAUCGGAUUCGAUCUCGAACCAAACGUUUUCGUCUACCUGGACGAUAUCGUGAUAGCGACGAAUUCGUUCAGUGAGCACGUGAGACUACUGAAAAUAGUAGCAGAACGUUUGGCAAAGGCAAAUCUGACGAUAUCGCUUGAUAAGAGUCGAUUUUGCAGGAAGCAGGUGACAUAUCUCGGGUACCUGCUAACGGAGAGAGGAGUAUCCAUUGACAAUGCACGGAUUUCGCCAAUCCUCGACUAUGCUCGUCCGAAGAACGUGAAGGAUAUUCGGCGACUUCUCGGUUUGGCAGGGUUUUACCAGCGCUUCAUACGUGACUACAGUCGCAUCGUAGCUCCGAUAUCCGACCUGCUAAAAAAAUCGAAAGCUAAGUUUGUGUGGACGGAAGCAGCAGAGAUAGCGUUUGGAGAGCUAAAAGCAGCUUUGGUGUCGGCACCGAUUCUGGGGAAUCCAGACUUCGAAAAACCGUUCACGAUCGAAUCUGAUGCGUCGGAUAACGCGGUUGGUGCAGCACUGAUACAGCACGUUGAUGAUCAGCCGAGAGUGAUCGCAUACUUCAGCAAGAAGCUGAGUAGCACGCAACGGAAGUACGCCAGCGUAGAGAAAGAAUGCUUGGGUGUGUUGCUAGCAAUUGAGCAUUUCCGCCACUACGUUGAGGGUUCUCGCUUCAAGGUGGUCACCGACGCACGUAGUUUGCUGUGGUUGUUCACGAUCGGGGUGGAAUCGGGCAAUUCGAAGUUGCUAAGGUGGGCUUUGAAGAUUCAGUCCUACGAUAUCGAACUGGAAUACCGGAAGGGAAAGAAUAAUAUACUGGCUGAUUGCUUGUCGAGGUCAGUGGAGACGAUAUUUACUCUGACCGCCGAUGUCGAGCAUCAGGAAUUAGCGGCGAAAAUCCAGAAAGACCCAGCGAGUUUCCCGGAUUUCAGGGUGAUAGAUGGACUGAUCUUGAAGUACGUCAAAGGGGACAAAAAAGUGGAAGAUGCACGAUUCCAGUGGAAGAGAUACCCGUCGAAGGUAGAGCGGAAGGAAAUCGUCCAGGAAAUUCACGAUCGAGCUCAUCUCGGUCCGGAGAAGACACUAGCAGCGGUGAAGGAGCGCUAUUUCUGGCCACGAAUGAGCAGCGAAGUGAAAAGGCAAUGUCAGGCGUGCCUUGCAUGCCAAACUAGUAAAGCGACAAACCAGAAUACGACCGCGCCGAUGGCAGAGCAGAAGAAGUUGGCUCAGUAUCCCUGGCAGUUCUUGGCUAUGGACUAUGUCGGUCCACUUCCAGCUUCUGGCAGAGGCCGAAGUACUUGUCUCCUCGUCGUAACUGAUCUCUUCAGCAAGUUUGUGCUGGUGCAGCCUUUUAGGCAAGCGACCGCGGAAACGUUGGUACAAUUUGUGGAAAACAUCAUCUUCCUGCUGUUCGGUGUUCCGGAAGUGAUCCUGUCGGACAAUGGGACACAGUUUACUUCAGCGAUGUUCCAAAGUCUGCUAGCGAAGUAUAACGUGACGCACUGGAGAACUCCGAACUACCAUCCUCAGGUAAACGAUACGGAACGAGUCAACCGUGUAAUCACGACAGCAAUACGAGCCUCAAUCCGGAAAGACCACAAAGAAUGGGCCAAUAACUUACAACAGAUAGCCAAUGCCGUGCGCAACUCAGUUCACGAUGCAACUCGCUACACUCCGUACUUCGUUAUGUUCGGCCGGAAUAUGGUUUCCGACGGUAGGGAAUAUCGCUAUCUGAGGGAUUCGCAAACGACCAACGAUGGUCAGCUGAAGAACGAGGAAAGGGAGAAAAUGCUCGAAGAGGUUCGGGAGAACUUGAAAGCGGCGUAUAGCAAACACUCGUCCUACUAUAAUCUUCGCUCCAAUGCCAAUUGUCCAACUUACUCUGUGGGUGAGAAGGUUCUGAAGAAAAACAUGGAACAAUCGGACAAAGGCAAGGGAUUUUCUGCAAAGCUGGCCCCCAAGUAUGUGCCAGCCGUAGUGAAAAGGGUAGUAGGAACCCACUGUUAUGACCUUGAGGACUUGAAGGGGAAGAGACUGGGAAUUUUCAACUGCAAGUUUCUCAAGAAACUCACCCUUUCAAGUUCAGCUUUAACAUCGAUCACUGGUUGA